Pelodiscus sinensis (Chinese soft-shelled turtle) is the source of this 1729-nucleotide messenger RNA. The record is from RefSeq and is a predicted model, not a curated record. Lineage: Eukaryota; Metazoa; Chordata; Testudines; Trionychidae.
ACCGUCUUCCCUGUUACUCCCUGCGCUUCUCUAGUGCGGUGCCCUCCCUGCUGUAACACACCAGUCCCCUGCGCCCCCCACUGCACCUUCCUUCCUGUUACCCCAUGUGUCGCCUCUAUGGCUCCUCCCUCCUCACUACCUGUCCCCUGUGCCCCCUCUUGUGCACCUUCCUCCCCAUUGCCCCCUCUUUUCUGUGCAGCUGUUUCCUCCAUUGCCCCCCAUGCAGUUGUAAACUUGCUACUUGUUACCGUUCUCUUUUUGGCAUUCAAUGAAGCCCUUUGCUACGCGCUCAUGAACCAGCUUUUAUUUCCAUAUCCAGGUAAGAAGAUGGAUGGUGCAGCCCUCUGAAGACCCGGAGUGCUGGUGAUCCGCUUGGACGCUAAGCGAGGCAACCCCGCUCCCAAGGAGGAACACUUGUGUGCGGAGCACAUCGUUUCUUGAAUUGAGCCUCUCUUCUGGGGUGUGACAGUAGAUUUUCAGUCUGUAGUUUAGUGGUGUUGCCACCAAGUGACCUUGAGUGGGCAUGGCUAGUCUGGCCAUCAAAGACUCAUACCUACAGAGUUUAGCUCAGAAGAUUUGUGUGCAGCAGGUCCAGGAGCCAUGGAAAAGAAAACUCGCUUCCAAGCGAGCUCGGGCUGGGGAUGCAAGCAGCCAGCCGAAGAAAAAGAAGAGAAAGAAACCCAGAAAGCAAGCUGAGAAGGCAAAUGUCCCUCCAGCUAAGCAGGCAGUCCCCAAUACCAGCAAAUCUGCUAAGCAGACAGCUUCUAAUCUUAACUCAUCUACUCCAGCCGAACAAACAGCACCCAGUGGGAACAGAUCCACUCCAGCUAAAACAGCAAUGAGGAAAAGUGAGAAAGGAAGUUCAGGUGGACAAAGCGAUCCUGGUUCGUUUUCUGCUGUGAAUCUCUUGCGCCAGAAGUUGCAUGAGAAGAUGCAAGAAGUCUCUGGUCAGGGGGGCGCUAAAGAGCUAUCACCAGCGGUGCUGGAGAAGAGGCGCCGACGGAAGUAUGAGAAGGAGAGAAAGAAGCGCCGAAGAAAGGAGCUGAAGAUGAAGGAGAAAAUGGAGAAGGAGGGAGCCCAGGAGGCAGCUACAGCUGUGGAGCCGCAGCAAGUGAAGGAGGAGAGCAAGGAUGGGAUCCUCUUCAACCGGGUCAAAGUCUGCGAGGAGGAGGAACUGAGCCAGACAGAGAGGAAAAAAGAGAAGAGGAAGAGAGUGAAAGGCAACCUCACUCCUCUAACGGGCAAGAACUACAAGCAACUGCUGAGCAGGCUGGAAGCCAGGAAGAGCAAACUGGAGGAGCUGAAAGACAAGGACCAGAAGAAAGCCCAGGAGCUGGAAAAUAAGAUGAAGUGGACCAACGUCCUUUACAAGGCUGAAGGCGUGAAGAUCCGCGAUGAUGAGGACCGUCUGAAGGCGGCCCUGAAGCGCAAGGAGAAGCGCAAAGCCCAGCGCCAGAAGCAGUGGGGGAGGCGGACGGAGCACGUGGUAGAGAAGAUGCAGCAGCGGCAGGACAAGCGGCGCAAGAACAUUCAGAAGAAGAAGUUGGCCAAGGUGGAGCACAGGAAGGACAGGGCCCGGAAGAAGGGCCGCAUCCUGCCAGAGGACUUGGAGAAGGCUGGCGUGAAGUGAGCCUAGGGCCACCAGUGUUGGUGGCCUGGAAAUGGACUCUCAGCCUGUGCUUACGGAGCUUGUUGUGGCUUCUAUUAAUAAACUGUUUUACAAACCAGC